AUGCACACGGACGGAGAGGAGAGCCCGCUCACCGAGCUCGAGGACGACGUGGAGGCCGUCAUUAGUAUAAAGAAGAAGCGACAGCGUCGGAAGAAGCAGAUCGAGCCAGUGGUGUAUGACAUACCUCCCGUAGAAGGGAAGGAGACGCGAUUCACCGGCAGGCUGGGCUAUGCGUGUCUGAACACACUCCUGCGCGCGAUAAAGCCCGACCCGGUAUUCUGCUCGCGAACAUGCCGUCUCGAUACAAUUAAGAAGAACGGGAUUGAGUUUGCGAAGGACCUUGGGCUGAAGAAUUGCACUGAUCUGCUCCAGGUCAUUGAGUGGAACGAAGCGAAUAAAAUUCGCUUCUUCCGGGUCUCUUCGGAGAUAUUUCCAUUCGCAUCGCACAAGGUUCAUGGGUACGACCUUGACUAUGCGCGCAAGGAGCUCAAGGCCGCUGGUGACCUUGCACGGAAGUAUGGUCACCGUCUGACGACUCAUCCCGGACAAUUCACACAGCUCGCAUCGCCAAAGGAUGACGUUGUUGCUGCAAGCGUGCGCGAGCUCGAAUACCAUUGCCAGAUGAUGCGCUACAUGGAGCUUGAUCAGGAUGGGGUCAUUAUCAUUCACAUGGGGGGCGUAUAUGGCGAUAAAGAGGGCACACUCGCACGCUUCAGAGAGAACUAUCGGACUCGCCUCACGGACGAGAUGAAGGCAAGGUUGGUGCUCGAAAACGACGAGAUCUGCUACGACCCAGAUGAUUUGCUUCCAGUUUGUGAGGAGCUUGAUAUCCCAAUGGUGCUUGAUUACCACCACAAUUGGAUCAAUCCGUCUGUCCUCCCUCUGCCCGAGCUCUGCACACGCGUCACGGCGACGUGGACGCGCAAGGGCAUCCGGCAGAAACAACACCUGAGCGAGCCUCGUCCCGGCGCAGAGACGGUGAUGGAGAAGCGCGCACAUGCCGACCGUUGCGCGGAAUUGCCCCAAGUGCUCAUAGGCGGAGACGUGGAUUUGAUGAUCGAGGCGAAAGACAAGGAGCAGGCCGUAUUUCAUUUGUACAGGAUCUACGGCCUAGCUGACGUUAUCCACGAGAACUUGCGCCCCGAGAAGCCGCCGAAGCCGUUUGUGCGUGGGAAGGCGCGAGAGGCUCAGGCUGAGGUGGGCGAUGGAGAGGACGCGGGUGAGCUGGCGGACAUUGAUGGGAUGCCAAUGGCCAGGGGAAAGAGGGGGACGGCAAAGGCAAGACCUGAGAAGAACAGUGCAUUGAGGGAAGAAGCGAAGAAGGAGCAGAAGCAGCCCGUGAAGCGCUCGUCACAGAAACGAAGAAGGGCGACAAAUGUCGUCGCUGGAAGUGCCGAUACCACCGGCGCUCUCGACAUAGAGAUCUCGCCACCGCUAGUGCCGGUAAAGGAGGAGCCUGAGUCAUCCACGAGGCGCAAAUCUAGACCAAAGUCCCCACGCAAGCCCAAGAUGCCCCGCAAGGCGCGUGGGCUCGUGAAUCAGGAGGAAGCACCCGCGCCGGUGGACGGCGCGAGUGUAGAAGACGUUGAGGCUGAUGAGCAUCCAGAAGCGGUGGAGGGAGAGAUGGAGACAGUGCGAGAGGAGGCGAGGCAGUGUCAUGGCGACCAGGAGGAUUAA
Molecule: messenger RNA, 1617 nt
Organism: Laetiporus sulphureus 93-53
Lineage: Eukaryota; Fungi; Basidiomycota; Agaricomycetes; Polyporales; Laetiporaceae
Product: UV-endonuclease UvdE
Exons: 9
Coding region: 1-1617 (538 amino acids)
Biological process (GO): mitochondrial DNA repair; nucleotide-excision repair; response to UV
Cellular component (GO): mitochondrion; nucleus
Molecular function (GO): endonuclease activity
Source: RefSeq, a predicted model, not a curated record